Anopheles nili is the source of this 2511-nucleotide messenger RNA. It is a transcript of the gene Dhx15, whose product is annotated as putative pre-mRNA-splicing factor ATP-dependent RNA helicase PRP1. Gene Ontology annotation, cellular component: intracellular anatomical structure; spliceosomal complex. The transcript has 7 exons. The coding region runs from base 1 to 2220 and encodes 739 amino acids. NCBI's taxonomy places the organism in Eukaryota, Metazoa, Arthropoda, Insecta, Diptera, Culicidae. The record is from RefSeq and is a predicted model, not a curated record. Gene Ontology annotation, molecular function: RNA helicase activity; ATP binding; RNA binding.
AUGUCUAAACGGCGCAUAGAAGUCAUGGAUCCGUUCAUCAAGAAACGUAGGGAAGAGAAAGCCGCGGCGAAUUCCGCCGGGGCAGGCUCAUCGAAAUUCAACGCCGGUAGCGGAACUUCGUCGAGUUUCACCAAGCCAUCGGCAAUGUCCGCAGGACCGGUGGCCACACCGGGCGGAAAGAACCCACUGAACGGGGUCGCCUACAGCCAGAAAUACUACAAUCUGUACAAGAAGCGCAUAACGCUGCCGGUGUUCGAAUACAAGACCGACUUUAUGCGGUUGCUUUCGGAGCACCAGUGCAUCGUGCUCGUGGGCGAAACUGGUUCCGGGAAAACAACGCAGAUACCUCAAUGGUGCGUCGAGUACGCGCUGCAAACGAGCUCGAAAGGUGUGGCGUGCACGCAACCGCGCCGAGUGGCCGCUAUGUCGGUAGCGCAACGUGUCUCGGAGGAAAUGGACGUCAUGCUGGGGCAGGAGGUAGGCUAUAGCAUCCGUUUUGAGGACUGUUCGAGUCCGCGCACGCUGUUGAAGUACAUGACGGAUGGUAUGUUGUUGCGCGAGGGCAUGAGCGAUCCGAUGCUGGAAGCGUACCAGGUGAUCCUGCUCGACGAAGCGCACGAACGUACACUCGCGACCGAUCUGCUGAUGGGCGUGUUGAAGGAGGUGAUUCGUCAACGGAAGGAUUUGAAGCUGGUGGUCAUGUCUGCCACGCUAGACGCGGGCAAAUUCCAGCAGUACUUUGACAACGCGCCUCUCAUGAACGUGCCGGGUCGAACGCAUCCGGUGGAGAUUUUCUACACGCCUGAGCCCGAACGGGACUACCUUGAGGCGGCAAUUCGCACCGUCAUUCAGAUUCACAUGUGCGAAGAGAUCGAGGGCGACAUUUUGAUGUUCCUGACCGGACAGGAAGAGAUCGAAGAGGCAUGCAAGCGGGUUAAGCGCGAAAUCGACAACCUGGGCCCGGAUGUGGGCGAGCUGAAAUGCAUUCCGCUCUACUCGACGCUGCCGCCCCAGAUGCAGCAGAAAAUCUUUGAACCGGCGCCUCCGAGGCGCCCGAAUGGAGCCAUCGGCCGGAAGGUGGUCAUCUCGACGAACAUCGCCGAAACGUCGCUUACGAUCGAUGGUGUCGUAUUUGUGAUUGAUCCCGGCUUCAGCAAGCAGAAGGUGUACAAUCCGCGCAUCCGCGUCGAGAGCUUGCUGGUGUCACCGAUCAGUAAGGCUUCCGCUCAGCAGCGUGCCGGUCGUGCUGGUCGAACACGUCCCGGCAAGUGCUUCCGACUGUACACGGAAAAGGCCUACAAAACGGAAAUGCAGGACAACACGUAUCCGGAGAUUUUGCGCUCCAAUUUGGGAACGGUGGUAUUACAACUGAAGAAGCUCGGCAUCGAUGAUUUGGUUCACUUCGACUUUAUGGAUCCGCCGGCCCCGGAAACGCUGAUGCGUGCGCUCGAGCUGCUCAACUAUCUGGCCGCGCUCGAUGACGACGGUAACUUGACGGAUCUCGGUGCGGUCAUGGCGGAAUUCCCACUGGAUCCCCAGCUCGCUAAGAUGCUGAUCGCGAGCUGUCAGCACAACUGCUCCAACGAGAUCUUGUCCAUUACGGCCAUGCUUUCGGUUCCACAAUGUUUCGUCCGACCGAACGAAAUGAAAAAAGCUGCCGAUGAUGCUAAAAUGCGCUUCGCCCACGUGGAUGGUGAUCAUCUGACGCUGCUGAACGUUUACCACGCCUUUAAGCAAAACAACGAGGACCAGGGCUGGUGCUACGACAACUUCAUCAAUUACCGCUCGCUGAAGUCGGCCGACAACGUCCGGCAGCAGCUGGCUCGCAUUAUGGAUCGCUUCCAGCUGCAACGCACCAGCACCGAUUUUACCUCGCGGGAUUAUUAUUUCAACAUUCGCAAAGCACUGGUGCAGGGUUUCUUCAUGCAGGUUGCUCAUCUGGAACGUACCAAGCACUAUCAAACGAUAAAAGAUAACCAGGUGGUGCAGCUGCAUCCGUCCACCUGUCUCGAUCACAAACCGGAAUGGGUCAUCUACAACGAGUUUGUGCUCACGACGAAGAACUAUAUCAGAACCGUCACGGACGUGAAGCCUGAAUGGCUCCUCCAGAUCGCCCCGCAGUACUACGAUAUGAACAACUUCCCCCUGUGCGAGGCAAAACGCCAGCUCGAGCUGAUAUCGGCGCGCAUGGAUUCGAAGCAAUUCCAGCAAGGGUUCUAGGGUGCGUGAAUGAAGAAUGAAAUAUAUCGCAAGAAUAGCAUUAAAAGAAUGAUACCUAAGCGCUAGGUACCGCUGCCCAGGGCUUAUUGGGGAGGCGGGAAAGGAAUGAAAUGCGAAAAUGUGGCUGUACGGAGUCCAUUAUGACCCGCUGCAUUCUCCCCGGUGUGGUUUAUUCUUUCAUUUUCGAAAUUUUCACGAUUUCCACGACGAGCAGCAAUUGGGCAAUGUUUUUUAGUUUUCUUUCCUUCCCCUUCCAAAAGAGUUGUAAUAUACGAAGCAUGUGUAGCGAGA